Molecule: messenger RNA, 894 nt
Organism: Naegleria lovaniensis
Lineage: Eukaryota; Heterolobosea; Eutetramitea; Acrasida; Naegleriidae
Exons: 1
Coding region: 1-894 (297 amino acids)
Biological process (GO): translation; ribosomal large subunit assembly
Cellular component (GO): ribosome; cytosolic large ribosomal subunit
Molecular function (GO): 5S rRNA binding; structural constituent of ribosome
Source: RefSeq, a predicted model, not a curated record
AUGGUCUUUGUUAAAAUCCAAAAAACCAAGGCUUACUUCAAGAGAUAUCAAGUCAAGUUCCGUCGUAGAAGAGAAGGAAAGACUGACUACAGAGCCAGACAAAAGUUGAUCACUCAAGACAAGACCAAGUACAACACACCAAAGUACAGAUUCGUUGUCAGAGUUACCAACAAGGAUAUCAUCUGCCAAAUUGUUGCUGCUAAAUUGAAGGGAGAUGAAGUCGUUUGCUCUGCCUAUGCUCACGAACUCACCAGAUAUGGCAUGCCAGUGGGUCACACCAACUAUGCUGCUGCCUAUGCUACAGGUCUCUUGCUCGCCAGAAGAUUGUUGAAGAAGGUUGGUUUGGAUACCAGAUAUGCUGGUAAGACUGAAACUGAUGGUUCAGUCUUCUUGGUCGAACAAGCUGAAGGUGCUCCAAGACCAUUCAAGGCUUACCUCGAUGUUGGUUUGGUUAGAACAACCACUGGUAACCGUGUUUUCGGUGCUUUGAAGGGAGCUUGUGAUGGUGGUUUGUAUAUUCCACACAGCAAUCAAAGAUUCCCAGGUUUCAAUAAGGAAGAUGAGUCCUACAAUGCUACCGUCCACCGUGAAAGAAUUUAUGGUAUCCACGUCGGAAAGUACAUGAAGGAAUUGAAGGGAUCCAACGAGGAGGAAUUCAAGGCCCGUUUCUCACUUUUCAUUAAGAAUGGAAUUACUGCUGAGAACAUUGAAUCCAAGUACAAGCAAUUGCAUGCUGCUAUCAGAAAGAAUCCAGAUGCCGUCAAGAGCACCAAGACUGCUCCAGCUGUUCAAAAGCGUUUCAACAGAGAGAAGUUGGACCUCAAGUCAAGAAAGCAAAGAGUCGAAUCAAAGAAGGCCAAGCUCAUCGAAAAACUCAAGAACGUUCAAGAAUAA